Molecule: messenger RNA, 2741 nt
Organism: Medicago truncatula (barrel medic)
Lineage: Eukaryota; Viridiplantae; Streptophyta; Magnoliopsida; Fabales; Fabaceae
Product: transcription factor MTB1
Exons: 1
Coding region: 527-2398 (623 amino acids)
Biological process (GO): regulation of DNA-templated transcription
Cellular component (GO): nucleus
Molecular function (GO): DNA-binding transcription factor activity; protein dimerization activity; transcription cis-regulatory region binding
Source: RefSeq, a predicted model, not a curated record
AGAUAGAUUAUCGUACUAGGACCAAACCAACAAAAGCAUAAUAAUCGUACUAUUACCUCUCAACUUCCAACAAUUUAACCCUGGUUAACCUUUUUAACCCUAGUUAACACUAAAAACCACACUCCUCGUUUGUUUACACUUUUGCAGCAGCAGUUACAACCUCAUAGGUAGAAAAGCGCAAACGCCGUUCUUCUUUCUUUUCAUUCUCCACACCUUCAUUUCAUUGCAAAAAAAAAAAAAAAAAAAUCCUAGUUUUUCCCAAAGGUUUGAAACAUGUUUCAUAUGUUUAAACUCUUUGUUUACUUAUGAUGUUUGUUUUACCAUUGUUGUCUCUUCAAUCAUUGUCCUUUGUUUCUUCAUGAAUCUUAGUUUUGGUUUCAUUGUUUCUGAGAGUUUUUGGAACUCAAAAUUGAAUUUUUUUGAGAUCUGAGAUUGAGGGUAUUAAUUUGAAGUUCUGGGUUUUGUUGAUUUUUGUGUAAAGUUGAGUUUUUUUUUUGGAUUUUGGUAUCUGGGUUUUGGUUUGAAGAUGAAGAUUGAAGUGGGUUUAGGAGGAAAUAGGUUAUGGAAUGAAGAUGAAAAAGCUAUGGUGGUUGAAGUUUUAGGUGUUAAUGCUUUUGAUUAUUUGGUUACAAAUUCAGUUUCAAAUGAGAAUCUUUUGACAGCAAUUGGGAGUGGUGAGAAUCUUGAAAACAAGCUUUCUGAUCUAGUUGAAAGAUCUAAUGUUUCGAAUUUCAGUUGGAAUUAUGCGAUAUUUUGGCGAAUUUCUCAGUCAAAGUUUGGUGAUUGGGUUUUAGGUUGGGGAGAUGGGUGUUGUAGGGAACCUAAAGAGGAGGAAAAGGAACAAAAUUUGGGGUUGAAAAGUGUUGUUGAAGAUGAAAAGCAACAAAGAAUGAGGAAAAGGGUGUUGCAGAAGCUUCAUGCAACAUUUGGUGGUUUAGAUGAUGACAAUUAUGCUUUUGGAUUGGACUGUGUGACCGAUACGGAGAUGUUCUUUCUUGCAUCAAUGUAUUUCUCUUUUCCUAAUGGACAUGGUGGACCAGGUAAGUGUUUUGCAUCUGGGAAGCAUUUGUGGUUAUGUGAUGCAUUGAAAUCCAGUAGCUCUGAUUAUUGUGUUAGGGCUUUUUUGGCUAAAUCUGUUGGAUUUAAGACUAUCGUUUUAGUUCCUACUGAUUUAGGUGUUGUUGAAUUGGGUUCUGUUAGAACGGUUGGUGAGAGCGUUGAAUUGUUGCAAACUAUUAAAUCUGUGUUUUCGACACAAUCAUCGUUUGCUAGGGCUAAGUCGAUUUCAUCGUUGGAUGGAAAGAGAGAUGAGAAUUCUCCUUUUUCUUGUUUGAAAGUUGGGGAGAGUGUUAAGAACAAUAGUAAUAAUAAUGGUAAUCUUCAUCUUCAUCAUCAGAAUAAUAAUAAUCAUGGUAGAGUUGAGGGGAUUGGAGUUCCCAAGAUUUUUGGGCAGGAUUUGAACUCGGCCACACAUUUUCGGGAGAAACUUGCUAUUAGAAAAAUGGAUGAUAGACAAUCAUGGGGAGGCCGUCCGAAUGGGAAUGGAAUUAGUUUUCCAAAUGGUGUUCAUGGUUCAAGUUGGAGAGGUAGUCAAGUUGUGAGGCAGCAUGCGCCUGUCGAUGUUUUUGCUCCUAGGCCUUCAUCGAGCAAUGCAGCCGAGCUAGCAAAUGGUGGGAGGCAAGAUUUCGUGCUCAACAACUAUCAACAGCAACGGAAGCCACAAAUGCAAAUUGAUUUUUCAGGAGCCACAUCGAGACCUUCAGUGAGAUCAAUUGUUGGUGAAUCGGAGCUUUCUGAUGUUGAAGCUUCUUGCAGAGAGGAGAAUCCCAGUCCCUCCGAUGAUAGGAGGCCAAGGAAACGUGGCAGAAAGCCAGCAAAUGGAAGGGUAGAACCCCUCAAUCAUGUGGAGGCAGAGAGGCAAAGACGCGAGAAGCUAAACCAGCGUUUUUACGCAUUACGAGCUGUUGUGCCGAAUAUUUCCAAGAUGGACAAAGCAUCUUUGUUGGGAGAUGCUAUUGCUUACAUCAACGAGCUUCAAGCAAAACUCAAGACCAUGGAAUCUGAGAGAGAGCAAUUAGGAAUCACUUCUAGAGAUGGAUCAUCAUCGGCACCGCCGGCAAACUCUAGAGCAGAAAAUCCUCAAAGUAGAGCUCCUGAUAUCGAUAUUCAAGCUGCACAAGAUGGAGUUAUCGUAAAGGUGAGUUGUUCUAUUGAUGUUCAUCCUAUUUCAAAAGUCAUCCAAUCAUUCAAAGACACCGAAAUCGAUAUCGUUGAGUCGAAACUCAAUGCUGCAAAUGAUACUGUCUUCCACACAUUCAUAAUUAAGUCACAAGGUUCCGAGCAGCUGACAAAGGAGAAGUUGAUUGCAGCAUUUUCCAAAGAAACCAACUCCUUAUAGCCUUAGUUCAUAUUCAUGAUACAUAGAGAAGAACAAACAAAUCUGCAUUUUUUUCUCAGAAAUUUUGCUUUACAACAGAGGAUUUAAAACAAAUGCAGUGUGAUCUAGAGAAGUAGAAUAAUAGGCAAUAGCUCCUAUUAACCGUGUAGGAUAGCAAAUUUAUGUUUGUCUAUAGUAUACACAGUUUAUUUAUCAUAAGUAUUAUUGUUGCAAGGUCAAUUGUUUUCUUCACUUUAACCAAUCUAUAGCAUUUAUUUUGGUCAUAUGGUUUUUUUUUCUUUCUUGUAUUCUACUAAGUUCUGUGCAUAGCAGCAAAGUAUUAGUUAAUGGUUUUCUUUUGUCA